AUGGAAUCUGUUAGGCCUAAGAAGACUCAUAAGGCAAAAGAGGAUAUAAUCAGUAAGCUACCUGAUUCACUUAUAACUCACAUUCUCUCUUUGCUCCCUACAAAAGACGCGGUUCGGACAAGUGUGUUAUCUAAAAGAUGGAUAGAAAACUGGACAUUAAUCACCAAGAUAGAUUUUAAUGACACUGUAUUUUACAUUCGCAAGAGAAAGAAAUCACGUGGGAAACAAAGCUUCAUAAACUUUGUCUACAGAACUCUUGUUUUGACUAAACUUUACCGCACGGUGGAAAGUUUAUCUCUUUUCCUCACUAACAACGAGUAUGAUGCAACUAUGGUUAAUACAUGGAUCUCUAGCAUCCUGAAUCGGAGAGUAAAAAAACUUCAUAUUUGCACCAAUUUUGAAGUGCCUUUCUCUCCUCUUACAUGUCACUCCCUUUUUAAUCACUCCUAUAAUUUAGAAGAAUUGGAGUUGGAAAUGUAUUAUUGUACUAUCAAAGUUCCUUCUCCCCCAAGUUAUGGUUUUUUCAGUUUUGGAAAUCUAAAAGUACUCAAAUUGUAUGGAAUUAUAUUUAUCAUGGACAGAUCCUUACGCAUUAAUUUAGGAACUUUGGAAAAGUUUGAGAUAAAAAACUGCUCUUGGUUAAGUGCUUAUGAUGUCACGCUUGAAGCGCCUAGACUUGAAAGUGUUGUAAUAGUACAAGGCCUUGAGGCAGUAACUCGCGAGCCACGUAGCUGCACAAUUAAUUUUUCUGCAUCAUGUAUGAAAGAAUUCACUUAUAAAGGUUUUGGUGGUAUAUCACAACCCAUUGUUCUCUCAAAUUCAUCAGCCGCCCAUUUCGCUUCUAUUAAGAUUAGGUUGCAUACGGGUGGGAGUGAUGUUCAAGAAACUGGAUCACGCGCUUGUCUCCUUCUCAAACAAUUUAGUCAAGCGAAGCGUAUCGAAUUUCAAGGAUCAGAGGUUCUCCCACAGACAAAUAUGACUAUUCUACCAAGAUUUGCAAUGUUGAGCCAUUUGGAUCUUGGUUCUGUUAGUGGUGAAGUUCUGUUGAGCUUACUUCAAAAGUCUCCUAUUCUCAAUACUCUAGUUUUAAAGGAAAUAUCAAAAUUCGACCAAGAGCUUCUGAAUUCUGCUGCUGUGCCCGAGUGUUUGGCAUCAAGUCUCCAAGUUGUGAAAUUUGGAAGGGUCUAUGGAUCCGAGCAUGAGUUGUUUUUGGCUAAAUAUUUUAUGGAAAAUGGCGCAGUGCUUGAGAGGAUGAGUUUCUGUAUUCUUAGUGCAUGGCUGAGUAAAUCCAAGGCCAUUGAAGAAUUUAAGGAGAAGUUGUACGGUUUUAAGAAAGGAGUCUCUUUUGCUAUACUUGAAUUUUAUCAUUAG
This is a messenger RNA of Vicia villosa (hairy vetch), 1371 nucleotides long. RefSeq names its product F-box/FBD/LRR-repeat protein At5g22660-like. The record is from RefSeq and is a predicted model, not a curated record. The transcript has 3 exons. Lineage: Eukaryota; Viridiplantae; Streptophyta; Magnoliopsida; Fabales; Fabaceae. The coding region runs from base 1 to 1371 and encodes 456 amino acids. Gene Ontology annotation, molecular function: protein binding.